GAAACGGCGAAACAAGGUGGAUUGAAAAAAGCAAAACGAACGAUAAAAAUUACUUGCUUAUAGUUUCAUUGUUUUCAUGUUUUUGUAGAUGAAGUCGUGAACGCCGUCUAAUCAUUUUUAGUAGGAGUUUUGUUUCCAAUUUCAAAAAUUGCAGACGUAAUGUGCAUCUGUACGAACUUCGAGACACGAGCGUGGGUCGCCUCUGUGUCCGGUGGCAGCUGACUCGAGAUAGAGCUCGCGAAAGAGUCAUGCAACCACAGUGGGAGGUGCGAAAAUUCAGCCGACUCUCGUGUAAUUGUCGUUAGUGGACCACAAGACUGCGCGGCAAUAAUUAGCGACUCAAUGAAUAGACGAGGAAGAAAAUGCAUCGUAGCGCCUCGUCGAUGAGCAAUCCGUCUAAUGUGAUUGCCUUUUCCGUUAUCGUCUUGCGGCUAUUGACGGUCAGAUGUGCGGUAGGAGAAGUUGCUCCGAGCGGCACAGCGACGCGAGCGGAGGGGGGCGAAACGGGUCUGCGUACGGUGCAAAGGCGGGCUGUGAUCGAUGCUGAUGCUCGCACCGAGGUCCUACAAUCCACCACGGAAAAUCAGCUUGGAGAAACAGACCGGGAGGAGACGAGCGAUGACGGCUCACCCCAUCGUCGAGACGACACCAGCGAACAAAAGCCGAUAAGGAAACAUCACCUGCGCAGGGACGACCAACAAAUACCCACACGAAGACAAGCGCCAACCCGCGCGCCUAAGGUGGCACCUUCUUAAGGGUGGGUUGCUUCUUAAAGUUGUUUUUCAUUCGAUUCUGUAUUGGUCGAUUGGGGGUGUCUAUAGAAACGGAACGUCAGACUUAACGUCAUUAUCUUUGUUUGUUUUGCAAUUACCUGCCGAUAAUAUAUUCUUGUCGCAGUAAUUUGUUCCUUCUUGUCGAAGAUGGUUGAGGUUAACCGAGUAAAUAUGUUCAUUGCAGUACGAUAGAUCGCCUGCUGGUGACUUCUGCCGCAUCUCUAAUCAUUCGUUGUGGAUGCAACAGGAAAAACACGUACUUGGCCAUAAGUGCUGUCCGUGUAGUAAUCUAACGCUAACAGUUAAGAUAAGAAUUUCUUUCAUGCAUAAAAAUGAAUGUAUGUUGAUAGUAAAACUUGCAUGAUUGGUCAUCGGUCAUAAUGUUCUGACACUAACAGGAAGUCGCACUCGUAGCUUAAUCUGCCCUUCCAAAUGAGGGGGCUGACGGUCACUCUCACAUGCUAAAGCAUAAGCCACUCUCACAUGCUACAAACUCCAUGAUAAUUUUUCGAUUGAUGAAUCAGUCGGAGUCAAUUUUUUCGUUCUUGAUUCUUCACCUGGUUGUACGCAUCAACAGAUCCGUUGAGUUCGGGGGUGAAUCGGACGCUAAGUGUCGAGUCGACGUUAGUAGAAGACCUCGCAGUGGUGAAGGGACGCGAUAAUGUGCGGGACUGGGACAACAGUAAGAAUCUGCCUUGUGCUCUGAUGGCACAGAAAAAUCUCGAAUGCAAGAAAGCAGAAGUGGAGAGCGAGGGUUAAGAGUUUCAUGGUGAUGAUGAUUGCCCCUUGCCGUGGUGCGUCAAGUGAGUUGUCGACAUCGUUAACUAUCGUGUGAUCGGUGAUGCCUGCUCCGUCACAUGCGGAGAUAAUUAAUUCAAUGGAGAAUUGCUAUUUUUGUUUCCUGUUGUUUGUUUUUGUCGUCAUGGUUGGUGUGUGAUCGUGAUGAUCUUGCUGCUUUUUUUCCAGCUUUUGAUCAUGAUCAGGGUUUUGAGGGUUGAUUUCAAUGUUCAUCUUCGUAAGAAUGGCCACGGGCCGUAAAAAAUUAAUCCUUGAUAUGAUCUAAACUUUCAUGCCGAAAGGCGACUACGAUGCAGUGCAUUUUCGAGAAUUCGGCCAGAUGAAAGGAGAAAAUAACAACGAGUUAUGUUUCAUAUUGAACAAGAGUGUUGAUGAUUAUCGUGAAGCAAUCGUGAAAUCGCCACUGAAGAUUUCAAGAUCAUGUCCCGAAUAGCACCCCUGCGAUGGCCAACUUCAUGAGCACUCAUGUAUUCAGUUGAUGAAGGCUUCCUGCAGAUUUCUAAGGGCGCUAAACCUAAUUCGUCCCUUGACCCUAUCUAUAAUUCAGUGAUUGAUUAGUUUUAGAACACAAGGGUGCGCGUAACCUACGAAUUAUUAUAUAUGUACUCGUUCCACCCUCUCUGAUAUAUUGUAUUGCAAUUUUUAGAAUUUCAUGAGCAUUUAUUUAGGUCAGACUCACCCCCAUGAAGGGGUCUUAAUUUCCACUACUGCGACCGCCGCUAGUGCUAGAGUGAAUAUAGAAAUACCUUUAUCUAUUGUGAUCGUCGACAUGAUUUUCAGAAAGAAAAUACUAAAAUUUGGUUUCCUCUUUUUCUUCUCUAGUCUAAAUCCCCCGCUCGAAAGUGUGAAAUAUACCGAAAGUAAGAGCGGCACAGACGGGUUCAAAUGUAUACCGAUCGAACAGCUGUGGUGGGACGAUGAUCAUCUGAUAGAAGAGAACACACCUACACUCGACAGCGUCAAAGCGAACUACAUGAACCUUAUGAUGGGUGCCUACUAGCGCACGAAAACACUCAUCGCCGCUCUUAUGUUCUCUCUGGUGCAUCUUACACUUUUUUUACUCCGUCCUGGGCGUCUAAAGGAAACUAAUGCUAUCGUCCAUCAAACUUCCAAGUGCUGCUGGCAGAAUAAACUAUCGGUUUUUUAUUAUGUUGAACCACAUAGGAUCUUAUGUCUUUAAAACGCGUUCAUGACGCAGCCCUGGAAAUAUUGGUUUUACACUGACAGUGGCUCCUGGGCAGUUACGAUUUGGGGUGGCAAAGUAGACUAUGAGAUAUUAUGACGACCACAUCGAUGUAUUGUUAUCAAGCAGGGCUGGGCUUUCUAAGAAGAGAUUCAUGUAUCUUCUACGAUGGUUGUAUCAAAACCGGGGUGCAGGGCGAGAGACGGGGGUGACGGUAUUUCUAUGACUGUUGUUGUUCUGUUGAUCAACUAGAACUAUGUACGUAGAUAAUGAAUUAUGAACGAUAUGGAUAGAAAUAGUAGAGAGAAGUAGAUAUCGAUUAUUAAUGGCUGUCGUAGCGCAGAGCUUCUAACGCGUUGGAGGUACCCCCACGGAGGUACUAACAACAAGGUUCCGCAAAUGCUAGCUGUUCGGCAUUGGAGAGAUGGCGACGAGCACGGCGUUCAGCUUCAAUUUAUGUCUCGUUCGUAUGUUGAUGAAUGUGUCUCUCUCUGCUCCACUGCUUGUUUAGAAAAAAUAUGGUAAUGUGUUUAAUUUGUUCUGUUGCUGCGUUCUGAUGCUCGAUGAAUCUCUCUCAUAAAUAUGUGAAUAACUAGAAGGAGGCCGUAGUUUUAUUCAUUAUGCACAUGCAGUAGUAUCUUCAAAGAACAAUUUUUGUUCUUUUGUUUGUUUCCUUCUUUUUAUCUUAUGCUAGGCAGAUUCAUUCUAAUCUGCUUGUGUACGACUGUCACCCAAAAGCAGCAGUAGAGGAGGCGCCAGAUGAAGCAUCGGAGAGCACUGGAGUUGCUGAGAGCAGUACUUCUGAAAAAUCAUGGUUUCAUUUGGAUCGAAUCUUUAGUUUUGACGCUUCUCCUAUCCUAUUGUAUUUAUCCAAUUUUUUGAUACUCCUCAAACGGAUAAAAUUUCAUAAGUGAGCGUAAACUAACUGCGCGCUUGGCUUAGUGCUGUAGGCGUUUACUUCUUCAUCUGAAAGUAUUUUCUCACCUUUGCUCCCCUCAGUGUAUCACCCUAACGAAUCUUUUAGGUUUCCUGAAUUUCCGGGCAAUCGUGCUUUACUUAAGGCUAGUUUUUCACUAUCCUGUGUGGAGUAUGCUGAGUGGCGUUAUCGGGGACACACGCGUGACAUGCUGAGUGGCGUCCCCCUUGAUUUCGACGGGAAACUAAGGGGGACGCAGGGCCUACCACUCGGCCAGAGAUAGUGAAAAACUAGCGCUAAUUUAUCUCUUCCUUGUUUUUGUUCUGUGCCUUGGCGGCGCAUGGGUUUGGGUUAUCAAAACUUCAGAAGACGGGGAGUAGGCAGUCGAAGCGUUUUGCUCCGCAUGGAGGAACACUCACACCGAAGUUGACACAUGGUCGAAACGUUGUGCUACGCAUGUAGUAGAUACUUUGCUACAUCACCUGACACUUCUGCUCAUUCGUCGACGAAAUACAUAGCGAUUGUGUAUCUAUUCAAGUAAAGAUGCUAUUGCUCUCACAUGCACGAGGCCGUUUAUAUCUACAAACGCGCUUGUGUUCCGUUACACUGACGCUGUGCUUCUGUUAUCAAUCAGUAUUCCGUUUUUUGCAU
This is a messenger RNA of Amoebophrya sp. A25, 4321 nucleotides long. The record is from the annotation of a GenBank genome assembly. Lineage: Eukaryota; Dinophyceae; Syndiniales; Amoebophryaceae.